UCUCUCUCUGGCUCUCUCACACACCAAAAAUAUAUGAGCUGGGAAAGUCUGAUGAGAGUCACUCAAGAGCAGGAGCCAGAGGGAGCAGCUGAAGAGAAGAAAGCCAGAAACACACAGAACUUCAGAAGUCAAUAGCAAAUUAAUGCCUUUUGAAAAGAUGGAAACUCCGUCUCAGAAACGUGCCAGCACCCGUAGCUCCGGUACACCACUUUCACCUACUAGGAUCACUCGUCUCCAGGAAAAGGAAGAGCUGCGUGACUUGAAUGACCGUCUGGCUGUGUACAUUGACAAGGUGCGCUCUUUGGAGGUAGAAAAUGCUGGCCUACGGCUGCGCAUUACUGAAUCUGAGGAGGUGGUCAACCGUGAGGUGUCAGGCAUGAAGACGGCAUAUGAGACUGAGUUGGCAGAUGCUCGGAAAAACACUUGAUUCAGUGGCCAAGGAGAGAGCACGACUGCAGCUGGAACUGAGUAAAGUCAGAGAGGAGUACAAGGAGCUCAAAGCAAGAAACACCAAAAAAGAAGCAGAUCUUGCUGGGGCCCAGGCACGGCUCAAGGACCUGGAGGCACUGCUGAACUCAAAGGAUGCCACCCUGACCACCACUUUGAGUGAAAAGCGCAAUCUGGAAAAUGAAUUACGUGAACUCAAAGCUCAGCUGGCUAAGCUUGAGGGUGCCCUGAGUGAUGCCAAAAAGCAGCUGCAAGAUGAGAUGCUACGAAGAGUUGAUGCUGAGAACCGAAUUCAGACCCUUAAAGAAGAACUGGAGUUUCAGAAGAACAUCUAUGGAGAAGAGUUACGUGAAAAUAGACGCCGUCAAGAAACCCGUUUGGUGGAAAUUGACAAUGGAAGACAACGUGAAUUUGAAAGCAAGCUGGCAGAUGCCCUGAUUGAGCUGCGUACGCAGCAUGAGGACCAGAUCAAACUAUAUAAGGAUGAGUUAGAAAAAACCUACAAUGCCAAGUUGGAAAAUGCUCGCCAGUCUGCAGAUAGAAACAGCCAUCUUGUCGGAGCAGCCCAUGAAGAGCUACAACAGUCACGCAUGCGAAUGGAGACCCUUUCUGCAGAGCUCAGCCAACUUCAAAAACAGUUGUCAGCUCGUGAUGCUAAGAUCCGGGACCUAGAGGAGUCCAUUUCUCGGGAGCGGGACUCUACACGACGUUUGCUGGCAGAGAAAGAGCGUGAAAUGGCUGAAAUGCGGCAGCGCAUGCAGCAGCAGCUGGAUGAAUAUCAGGAACUGCUGGACAUCAAGCUGGCCCUUGAUAUGGAGAUUAAUGCAUACCGCAAGCUGCUUGAGGGUGAGGAGGAGAGGCUGCGCCUUUCUCCUAGUCCUCCACCUCGUGGUACAGCAUCUCGCAGCUCUCAUACAGUGCAGUCUUCAAGCAUCCAGAGCUCUUCAGCCACCAAGAAGAGAAAAAUCAAUGAUACUGACAGUGAGGCUUCUAGCACUGCCGGAGGUAUGGCAGUGGGUACCCGGAUCAAGCAGCAGGCCACUGCUAGUGGCAGAGUCACAGUGGAGGAGGUGGAUAUGGAAGGAAAGUAUGUCCGUCUGCGCAACAAGGCUGAUGAGGACCAGCCACUCGGGAACUGGCAGAUAAAGCGUCAGGUUGGAAACAAGACCCCCAUUGUUUAUAGGUUUCCACCCAAGUUUACUCUGAAGGCUGGCCAGGCUGUUACGAUUUGGGCAACUGGAGCUGGAGCCACUAAUAACCCACCUACUGACCUGGUCUGGAAGGCUCAGAACUCAUGGGGCAUUGGAGACAACUUCCAGACCACCCUGUUGACGUCUACUGGAGAGGAAAUGGCAAUGCGGAAAGUGACACGUGUGCUAUUUGAGGAGGAUGAUGAUGAAGACAUGGUGCGCAGAGAUGUCCAUCAUCACCAUCAUCAUCAUCAUGAGGCUGCCCACAGUACAAGCUCCAAUGCGGAUGGUGAGUACAACUUACGCAGUCGCACGGUGUUCUGCGGCUCAUGUGGCCAACCCGCGGACAAAGGCAGCACCGCUGGCUCUUCUGUGGUGUCAGGGGGCACCACCAGCUCCGUCUCACUCACCCGCACUUUCCGAAGCUCCGGCGGGGUGGGGGGCAGCAUUACUGAGGGUUUGGUCCCCCGCACCUUCAUUGUGGGCAACAACCAACCCCGUGGACAGGCUGGUCGAAAACAAGAAUGUUCCAUCAUGUAAGAUCUAAAGCUGUCUAGAGCCAGCUGAGGGUAGAUGUCCACUUCUACGAAGAUACAAAAUAAAAUAUUAAAAAAGUUAUUUUGUACGGCAGGAUUUUUUUUAUAUAUAUUCGAAUUCAAUUUUUAAGAAAAAUGUAGUCUGCUUUCUUUUUUAUAAAAGCAUGCUAGCUAGAAAUGCUAAGCAAUAAUUGUUUAAUAAUCACUGAAGUAUGUAGAAUGAUUGUUAUUGUUGCUGUAAUUUUACAGUCAAAUGCUUGAAAUCACUGGUCAGCGGCAGAGAGGCAUGUGAGUAUCUGGCCAGUUAAACAUUCAUUACAGGCUGAGCGUCAGGAUGUUUAAACCCUUCACACACAAGGUCUUUAGCACAGUAUGGGCACUGUUUUAUAUUUGGAUGCAAGUAAAGUCGGGUGAUAUAAUAUUUUUUGGAAUAUCAUUAAAAUAUACGAUAUAUUUAAAAAUAGUAUAGAGUCAGUGCAUUCUGCUCAAUAAGAAACAAACCACCUGCUUUUAAACAUUUGGAAUACAACUUUCAGAACUGCACUGGAUUGACAAUUUAUAAUAUUUUAGCUCUUGUAAAAGUUUUCUUAUAAAUAACUAAUUAGUUCAAAGUUAAGUUCUUUCUGAAAGUUUCCUUAGUCUUAUUUGACAUGGUUUGAAAAUGAAGUUGGUAAACUUGUGGAAUAGGAAGGUUGACCCAGAAUUGUGAGGAGGUACUGAAAUGAGGCCUGCCUGGGGUGCAUAGAAGCUGAAUGGUUGCUGUCUAAGAGGCUUUGUCUCUUAUGGGUGCUGUCUGUGGGGCUCUGUCUCUUUCCUAAAGUUGACAGCUGUACCCCAUUUUGAAAGUCUGAGUAGAUGUAGUGUAAUUUUGUUAAGCAUAGCGUAAAAUUGCUUUUUAUAAAGAAAUACUGCUGACUUGAUUUGAAUAUCUAUAGAUAAAGUUAUAUCCAUUGCUUGAUGUGAUGCAAUGUUUCACUCUUUUUGAUUUAAUGUAAUUCAUAACAACUGUUGCAUUUGAACCAAUCUGGCUCAGUGACACUGUGUUACAUAAAAAGGGGCUAAAAAGCCUACUACAAUACGCUACAUUGUCUUAUAUUGUCUCUUAUUACAAGUGUACUUGUACUGUAACCUCCCAGUAAUUACACCUCGACAUACAGUGUAACUUGGCAUGAUUACUGUGUAAUUUAUAGUGCCUUGCACCUAGUGCAACCACCCUGUAAUAGAAUGUGAAGGGAGAGAAAAUAAAUCGGUGCCAAGCUGCUUAAUGUAAAAUAUUAUGGAAAAUUAAGUUUUAAGUUACACUUUACCAAAAAGUAAGAUGCUAUGAUUUAAGCAUAUUCUGUUCCUCCAUGUCAGGGAGAAUGACUUUUUUACUAACACCAAGAGAGAUGACAAUCAAAUAUUCAAAAUUUCUAGGAGAUCAAGCAGUCUGAAAAAGGUUAUUUUGAAAGGAGAGCAAAUGAACAUUAAAUAUUCCCACCAUUUAUGUGAAGAAUAUUUUUGAUAUAUUUGUAAAUUCAUAUCCAAUGUAGUUGUGGGGGGGGGGGGGGUUAAAUGAAGAUGCAGGACAAAACCAAAAUCAAAUGGUUUGGGUGCCAACCAAGCAAAAACCCUAUCUAAUUGGAACAAAGAAAAGAAUAUAUUUGUAGUCUCUGGAACAUCUAAUUCUGUCUUAGAUCAGCAUAGAAGCAACAUCUUCAUCAGAGUGAGACACCACCAUCUGAGAGUAUUCGCCUUUUAUAUCAGGCAGACCAGAAGGGACGAGGUUUCCUUUGUUUCAGUUCCAUCAAAGGGCGGUUUCUCAAGGCUGUGAGAGAAAAAGGAGAUGAGACUGUUAAGGACAGUGUCCCCUUUCACCCCAGGGUGGUACUACUUAUUUUAGGUCGAACCUGAAAGGCGACCCUCUGGUGCGCAUGCAUGACAUGAGACAGUUGCACAUUUGCAUUUUUAUAUGAUAGCUUUUUAGACUCUAGAUUUUCCAUUAGAGUUGUCAACUGUACCUCUAAAGAUAACAACUUAUUAGUGAAUCCUUGCAUCUUGUGAUACGAUCAAAUUUAGAAUGACAAUGUCAAUUAUCUGUUUGAAUAGCAGCUUAUAAGCAUACAAGACAUUUAUGAUGUAGAAAAGACAUUAUGCACUAUCUGUAUGUGUGGGUUCUGUUUAUUUCAAAAAGCUAAAGAGACCCACAGUAUUGUGUAGAAUCUUUAAGCUAAAAAUUUAAUGCAAACAAAGCCACUUAUCUUAUGCCCUUAUAGAGCUAGAAUAACAAACAGCAAUGUUGUCAAUAAUCUGCACAUAUGUAAGAAUAUAACAGAUCACAAACUAAAUACAGUUAUCAUUUAGUGAUACUGGUUGACUUACCAAAUCUUAACCAGUAUAUUAAUUCCAUCUGUGAUAGACUGGAUGUCAUCUGAUUUCUUUCCAAGUGUCCAUUGCCCCCCUCAACCCCGAUCUAGAGUUACGUACUUUUUGAGAAUGCUAUGUUAUAUUAUGUCGUAUGUUUACAUCCUCAUUAACAAAGAAGCUUUUUAUAUGCUCACUUUUAAAGAAGUUGUAAACACCCUGCCAAAUACAAAUACAGACAAUAAUUGGCAUAAAGAUGUACAAUCUGUCCUUUUAGCUAACAGAACUUUUAUCAAUUUUGAUUCUUUCUAUGUAAUAUAGUGUCAUUUGUAACAGAGGCUUGGUUUGUAAGAGUUACUUUUUUUGCAAAAUGUACAUUUCAACUUCAAGCAUCUUUUUGCAGGAUGCAUACUUACAGUCACUACAGUCAUACUGGAAGUGUUCAGCUUAUGGCGUAUAUUUUAGGAAACUGACGACUGGCCUCUAAUCAGUGAAAGGCCAAGAUAUUGGUUGCAUUAAUCUGCAAAUUAAUGAAAGAUGAUUAGUGACACAGGAUUUGCCUCCACUUUCGUGUGAUCUUGAAAUGUAAUAAAUGAGUUCAACAACAACAACAACAACAUUUAUUUAUAUAGCACAUUUUCAUACAAAAAGUAGCUCAAAGUGCUUUACAUAAUGGAGAGAAGAAAAAUAAAAGACAAAAUAAGAAAUUAAAAAAAGACAACAUUAAUUAACAUAGAAAGGAGUAAGGUCCGAUGGCCAGGGUGGACAGAAAAAACAAAAAAAAACUCCAGAAGGCUGGAGAAAAAAAUAAAAUCUGUAGGGGUUCCAGGCCACGAGACUGCCCAGUCCCCCCUGGGCAUUCUACCUAACAUAAAUGAAAUAGUCCUCUUUGUAGUUCGGGUUUUUCAUGGAGUCACUUGAUGCUGAUGGUCAUACAGACUUCUGGCUUUUAAUCCAUCCAUCAUUGUUGGAACAUCAUGGUGCUUUGGGUAGAUGGUGGUGGCGCACGCCACCACCAACAGGACACCGGAAAAUGAAGCAUACUUUCUGUAUGAAACACUUUAUUACUAUCAUUUGUAUACAUUACUGCCAUCUGCUGGGUACAGUCCUUUACCAUGCCUGUACACAGGACCGUAGGUAAAAUUUUGCCAGGCACAUAUUUGCUUCUCUUCAGUAUGGUCCUUCAGCAGAUUACUAUCUAUUUAGAACUUGUAGAAGGAGGUCUUGAAAAUUCCAAACAUUGGCAAAUGCCAUUGUUGCUUCUCAAAAAACAGGCUCUUAGGUUUUGUCCAGCACUUCCACACCCAGACACAUACUGUGCUAAAGACUACAACAAUGGACUGUUUCACUGAUUUUUGAGAAGUGGGUUGCUUUAAUUUGCUCAUCUCCUCAUGUGUCUUAACCUGAUUGGCUCAGUUGUGGUUGCACUGAUGACACAAAUCUUAACUUAGAUUAAAACACAUUGUAUAUUUACACAUCUGUUGCCUCUCUUCCGUUGCCGGUGAACACUAUGCCUUAAUAGUCUGCAUGCUAAGAACUUAUCAAGCUAGCUUUUAUUUGAAGACACUAUUAUCUAAGGUGAUGGAAAUAUGGUAACACCUUCUGUUCUGUUGUUUGUCAUGUUACUGCACUAUGAUGCUCAAACUG
Erpetoichthys calabaricus (reedfish) is the source of this 6163-nucleotide messenger RNA. It is a transcript of the gene lmna, whose product is annotated as lamin A. The coding region runs from base 390 to 2177 and encodes 595 amino acids. The transcript has 14 exons. The record is from RefSeq and is a predicted model, not a curated record. NCBI's taxonomy places the organism in Eukaryota, Metazoa, Chordata, Cladistia, Polypteriformes, Polypteridae.